Anopheles merus is the source of this 6025-nucleotide messenger RNA. RefSeq names its product patched domain-containing protein 3 (gene Ptr). Lineage: Eukaryota; Metazoa; Arthropoda; Insecta; Diptera; Culicidae. The record is from RefSeq and is a predicted model, not a curated record. The coding region runs from base 1289 to 4861 and encodes 1190 amino acids. The transcript has 9 exons. Gene Ontology annotation, cellular component: plasma membrane; cytoplasmic vesicle membrane.
GCAGUUCGAGAGUGCGCACGCGUGUGCUGUGUGGUCCCCGCGUAGAUCGGGUUGAAAGGUACCGUUUCCCGCGUACAAAUUGUGGAUUGUUAUAAUUCGCAUUAUUGAGUGAAACGUCGAGAUCGAUCAAGAAAUACAACCAACAGUUAUUCAUCAAAAUGAUUGUUGGAAGAGAGGUUUCUGGUGCUAUCUUUACACGCAUAUUCAUGUAGAGAAUUUGCAGAAGGUUGCUUAAUUAUUCAUGCCUCAGUUUAAGUGUGCGUGAUCCGUCUAGUGAACUUUCAUUGAUAUACUUAUCAAACGUCGUUCGGUUUUUCUUCGUACAGUGUUGCUGAAAAUACAGCUGUGAUUGUUGCAGUACAUACGUCAAUUGAGCUCUUGAAUGUACGUUGUGUUCUCUCUGCACAGUAACUAUCAGGGGUUGACUCGAUUGUUUUUUAUUAUUAUCUUGUCAUUUCAUUAAAAUAAAAUCAUAGCGGCAAACGCAAGCAAGUAGGGCAAAUGCACAGUGUGAAAUAGUAAUUUCAGCCUGAUGGUUGUGUUGCGUUGUUUUUCCUGAAUCCUGCUGUUUUGACAAGUGCUUAAUGUACAAAAAAUAAAUAUAUUCGUGUGUGAUCAACUUAAAAUAAUAUAUUGAGCUGAUAAAUAAAGUUUCCAAAAUUGAUAAAUAAAGUUUCCAAACAUAAUGUGUGAAGUGUAAUAAAAAGCUGCUACUUGUACACAGUUAAGAGCGAAGUAAAGAAAAAUAAAAAUCAAGUUUUAGUGCAUCUCAAAAGCGGUUUGUGGAGUGUUUACUAACGUGCUGAUUGGUUGUUUUAAAUACAUAUCCUUAACAUAACCAUUAUUACGAUUCACUGAAUGCUCCCGCUUAACAUACUACUUUAUGCGAUGUUUUUUGAUCGACUGUAGCGUUACAGUGCAGUUACUCGAACCUAUCAAAGUGAAUUUCACACAUAUGAACAAACGUACCGUCAAGCACGCACGAUUGCUGGCACGCAUCGAGCCAGCCAAGUGCUGUUGAUAGGCAUUGCAGGCGAGCAAGUGUAGUUGCUUCAGGUGCAAAUUUUAUGUCAGCUUCGGUGCAAUAGUAGUUGGUUUGUGUCUUUCGCAAACUAUCCAUAUAGUGUAGUAGUCCAACCCUUGCAGUAGCUGUGAAACGAAACGAGACGAAAGAAACGUGAAAUAGCUUGUGAAAGGUGCCGUGCAACGGCACACCGACAGCACCACCAACACUGCACUUGUGCACCAAUCCGAAGAUCUUACCCAGGACAGUCAAAAAAUAAUCAAGAUGACUUGCGGCAUUUCUUGUGUGGACAAUGCGUUAAACAAAUCCUUCUUUAAGCUGGGUCUCUUCAUCGGAAGGCAUCCGGGCUACUUUCUUAUAGUACCUGUUUUACUAGCUCUUCUGUGUAUGACUGGCUUUCAACAAAUAAAAUACGAAAUCGAUCCAGAAUAUUUGUUCUCACCAGUCCGAGGGGAGGGCAAAUCAGAACGUGCCAUCGUUGAAAGCUACUUCAAGGUCAACUAUACGCACCGUUUCAACGUUGGAAGAAUUACUCGCCCGGGGAGGUUCGGUCGAGUAAUUGUCAUUUCGAAGGACGAACACAACAAAAAUCUCUUACGAAGCGAAGUUUGGCAGGAGUUACGACUGCUGGAUGGAAUUAUACAGAAUGCUACUGUGCAGUACGACGGUGAAUCAUUCACGUACCGUGAAGCUUGUGCUCGUUGGGAAAAUGAAUGCUUUACGAACGAUAUACUAAACUUGGACAAAAUAAUCGAUGAGGUAGAAACUGGCGAUCUAAAUCUAACUUUCCCAGUAAUGUUCAACCCCGUGACGUGGGAUGCUCACGUCUUUCCAGUAUUCUUCGGUGGAACGCAGGUAUCAGAAGACAAUCUGAUCGUUUCAGUGCCAUCAUUGCAGUUGGUGUACUUUGUUACGGCCGACUCCAAACGACAGGAUGCUCGAGGAGCGGCCUGGGAAGAAGCGUUUCUGGAGGCUGUUGGUUAUGCCGAAGACCAUGGAGUCUUCAAAUACAUUUCUGUUGCACGUUUCGCAUCACGCACUCUGGAUCACGAGCUAGAGAGAAAUACGCGAACAGUGGUUCCGUACUUUAGCUCUACUUUCGUCUUGAUGAUAGCUUUCAGCGUUGUGACCUGCAUGAUGGGCGACGUAGUGCGAUCCAAACCGUGGCUCGGACUGAUGGGUAACGUAUCAGCUGUGAUGGCAACGUCUGCCGCCUUCGGUUUGGCCAUGUAUCUGGGCAUUGAGUUCAUCGGAAUCAAUUUGGCGGCACCGUUUCUUAUGAUUGGUAUCGGAAUAGAUGACACGUUCGUUAUGUUGGCCGCCUGGCGACGUACGUCCGUAAAGUUAUCUGUCCCAGAACGCAUGGGUCACAUGAUGUCGGAAGCAGCCGUCUCUAUCACUAUCACAUCGUUGACCGACAUGAUCUCCUUCUGGAUUGGCAUCCUCAGCCCCUUUCCAUCGGUUCAAAUUUUCUGUGCGUAUAGCGGAUUUGCCGUGUGCUUUACCUACCUUUGGCAUGUUACGUUCUUCGCCGGCUGUAUGGCCGUAUCGGGACACUGCGAGUUCAAAAAUCUGCAUGCCAUCUUCGGAUACAAGGUUCUGCCGGAAUCGGUUGCUAUAAAAGAAAAACGAUCGUGGCUGUAUCGGAAAAUGAACACAGGUGGAAUCAACCGCGACGAUCCGGAUAAUCCUAUAGAUAAUCGGGAACAUGUACUGAUGGCAUUUUUCCGCGAAACGAUGGCACGGAUACUGAACAAAGGCUGGACAAAAACCAUAAUAUUGGUUAUAUUUGCCGCAUAUUUAGGAGGCGCCUGCUUUGGAUUGACCAAGAUCAAGGAAGGACUGGAACGUAGAAAACUGUCCAAGGCGGACUCGUACUCGGUCAAGUUUUUCGACCUGGAGGAUGAAUACUAUCGAGAGUUUCCCUACCGCAUACAGGUAAUCGUGACAGGCGAUCUCAACUAUUCCGAUCCACAUACGCAGAUGCAGAUUGAAGAUUUGAUGCAAUCGCUCGAAAACACCUCUUAUGUCACCUCACCGCUCUACAGUGAAUCCUGGCUGCGAUCGUUCAUCUCGUAUGUCGAUCGCAAUAAUGACUAUCUUAAUCUUACUUUGGACAGUGAGCAAGCUUUUAUCGAUGCUUUGCGAGAGAUUUGGCUGUUCCCGGCGAAUCCCUUCUCGCUAGAUGUCAAGUUCAACGAGGCUGGUACAAAAAUACUUGCCUCCCGGUUUAUGAUACAGGCAGUGAACAUAACUGAUACAAAUCACGAAAAGGUUAUGGUAAAAGAUUUACGGCAAAUAUGCAAAAAUUCCCCCCUGAACGCCACUGUAUUCCAUCCGUACUUCGUGUUCUUCGAUCAGUUUGAGCUAGUGCGACCCACGUCAAUACAGUCAAUGAUUGUCGGUGCACUGAUAAUGAUGCUGAUCUCAUUUAUCUUCAUCCCGAAUUUCCUCUGCUCAUUGUGGGUGGCCUUCUCUAUUAUAUCGAUCGAGCUGGGAGUUGCUGGUUAUAUGGCGCUGUGGGACGUGAAUCUCGAUUCGAUCUCGAUGAUAAAUCUGAUCAUGUGCAUCGGGUUUUCGGUGGACUUCACAGCACACAUCUGCUACACCUACAUGUCCUCGAAGGCACGCACACCCGAUGAGCGCGUGCGCGAAGCACUGUACAGCUUGGGCAUGCCUAUCGUACAGGGCAGCUUGAGUACGAUUCUGGGUGUGGUGGCUUUACUAUUAGCCGAUAGUUACAUCUUUCUGGUGUUCUUCAAAAUGGUAUUUUUGGUGAUAUUUUUCGGCGCAAUGCAUGGUCUGUUUUUGCUACCUGUUCUGUUAUCCCUGUUUGGACCGGGAUCGUGUACAUCGGGCUACCAACCGGACGACGACCACAAACUAUCACCGGUAGAAAAGACCUACCCGCACCCAUAUUGCAUCUCUCAUCCCCAGCUAGCAUUGACGGGUGCGUUCGGUAGUAAAAACUUCCUCGGUGCACCCUAUAAAGCGUACGGCGAAGAUAAGGACCUAGGCAUUGGAACGUCUGGUGAAGAUUCGAGCGAGAGCUCUAGCAGCAAAUCUCAGCGUCGGCAGGCAAUCGAGGAUGAGAACACACGACGUCGUUACGAAGAAGGGUGGAGACGCUCGACGCACAAUUUGACUGGCCAGAGCCAGUUUCAACCUAUGCUCGAUCUUUACGGACAGGAGGCCCUGUGGACAAAGACUACCGGCAAGGCACCGCUGAAAAUUGCCAACGGGCGUUACGGGUACGAAGACAUGCUGCUAAACGUUGCACAAGGGCAAACUACAGUCAAACAGCCACGGUCUGCUGACUUUGAGCUGGACCGAACGGAGGACCGCCGCGAUCGCAGAAAGUCGGAUGACGAACGGUACAAGUCGCGGUACGAAGAUAAUCGAACGUUUGUCGAUGAUGAAAUGCUGGACGACACCGACUAUCAGCAUACCAAUCGCUACUAUGUUUACGACACCAGCCACGUCAAGCGCCUCUCUAAUGACAGUGGAGCAGCCGGUAGCAGCACCAACAAUAAUCCUGCCGGCACGAGCCUUCAGCAUAUGAGCCAAGCGUGCAGCAGUAGCAGCACGGCAGUAGACCUCCAACAGGGUGCAAACACUAAUCGUAGAAAAUUUUCCGACGAAAGCGAUAAACGUCGGCGACACAGUGACGAAAGACGCCCAAGGAAGUUCUCCCCGCCCGAAGGCAUCUACAAGCAGAACCCUCACCGCUCUUCGUCCCAGCAUAAUCUCUACUACCCGCGGCAACCGCCCCAGCGAACGGCCUCCCAAAGCAGCCUGCAUCAGCUGCGCCAUAUGGGUGACAUGAGAUUUCCUUAACUCAUCCUUACACACCCCACAACUGCGAGGGGAUAAAGGAUGAACUACUGAUUCAUUGUAAACUGUGUACGUAAGAGUCAAUCGAAUUGUCCAUGUUUGAGUGUUUGCGUAUGUGUGUGCGAAUGCGUGUAAGUGUGACUCAAUGAUAGAAAGCAUUAAAUAGAAAAACAAAUACCAUGGAAUGAAUGUUCUUAACCGCAGCCUAAUUGUAAGUAAAGGAAAUUCCAAGCACUUCAUGAUUAGUUUUACAUGGCUCACACCUCACCGUUUAUACGGAUGCCACCAUAGUUAGAUAAGCCACGAAACUACGAAGCUCAUGACGCUCACCAUUUCAUUAACGUGUACUGUUAAAUUAACAUUAAUACUAUCUACGGUCGCUUUCUGUACAAGGCAGAUGCUUUGCAGGUUUAGCUAAAAAGGGUGCGUUGGCGAAUAGAAUCGGUCAGUCUUAUUCAUUUUUUAAUGAAGCAGACUUGUGGAUAGGGCUUAUUUGCGGUACUGGUUGGGGUUUGAUACAGAACUAGUUGUUUCGUGUUAGUAGAUUAUAAAAUGUCUUCAUCCAUACAAAACAAACAAAAAACACCUAAGCAAGAAAGAUUAAAUUUGGAAUCCUCAUCAAACAACAAUGCAUCCCAAUCUUAGUAUGUAGCGCGAUAGAAUAAUAUGCAUAUGCUUAUGACAGAGCGGAUACGAGUUGUCCUGUAUAGAGGAGUUCAGACGAAAUGACGUGGCUAUUAUUAUGGCUGCUGAAGGACUAUUUAGCUCAGACUGGUACUGUUUAGUGGUGGCUUUCUACUCUGUGCAUGGCUCCGAUGAUUGACUUGAUGCUAACAGAUGAUUGUGUAUAGUUUGCUAGUAAUAAUAUCUUCCUAUUCCUGAAUGAGCAUAUGUACGCUUCAUUAUUCAAAUUAUGUUACUCGUGAUUUUUUUUUACCAUUCUCAUACUUUGUUUUUUCCCCCACGGGUGUGAUUCUUCCACUAGGCUUAAAAGACGCUGUUGACUACUAAAAGUCAUAGGAAAAGAAAUAAAUAAAAUGAUAAACAAAGCAACGAGCAAUUACAUUGGGCAAAGGAUAUUAAGAUAAGCUAUACGAACGAUAGCCUGACUUCGAUGAUGGCUAUAUUUAAGAAACGAUUUGGUAAAUAAAAUCCAACACUGAAAAA